AUGGCCAAAGGCGGGUAUUACGCAGUGGCGCGGGGCCGAAAUGUUGGCGUAUACCGCACUUGGCCCGAGUGCCAGUCUCAGGUCAAUGGCUUUAAUAAUGCGAGGUUUGUUAUCCGUUCUUUUUCAUGUGAUUAUCAAUAAAAUUGCGCCCUAAGGUUCAAAAAGUUUGACACGGAAGCCGAAGCGCUUCGAUUCAUUGCCGAAAACGGUGGAACCGGCGCUUCCGGUUGGUGGGAAUUUUGAUUUUGAAACGAAAUUUUGUAGUUUUGAAGCUUUUUUUCUUCAUAGCUGUGUUGUUGUAUUUGAAUAAAAACCUCGUUUUGCUUAAUUUAUAAAGAUGAAAUUUCGGCCAAUACACGAAAAUGUUUAGUUUUCGGAUUUCGGUCGGCAUAGAGUACGUAUACACCGCCUGAUGCAGACUUUAUUUCUUCCAGAACUUCAGAGUGGUCCUUAUAGGGGCAACCUUGGGGGCCUUUGGAGCGUCCUCUCUAGAGGCCACUUUACUAAAUCCAUAUAGGGUUUUUUUUUUCAGUAUAGUGGUCCCUAUAGGGGUCAUGCUAGUCGAUGAUUGUUAUGAACUCAAGCGAAGAAGCCUUUCAACGGUAAAAACUGAAUAAAUAAACGUUUUUUGAAUGAAUUUGAGAGACCCCUUGAGGGUCCACUUGAGCUUUAGGGGCUAACGGAUAUGCCUCUAAACCCCUCUAGGGACCACCUUGAUUUUACCCCUAUAGGGAUCGCUUUUUCGGCCCUUAUAGGGGUUUUAUUCGAUUAUCCUAAAUCGUAAAGAACUUGCGGUUAAUUUGAUCAAUAAAAUUUGAAAUUUCAGUGAGUUUCUCCACUAGCUCUCCCUCAGAGUCCCGAGGUCCAAAACCAGGCCAAAAAAGGAAACUCCCAGCCUCUGACCUUGUUCCGCAACCGAAAAAACCGUAACUUGAUCCAUUUUUUGAUAGAAAUCAUUCUGAACGUUUCCAGAACCCCAUCCGUUUGUUUUGAAGACGCCAAGGUUGUCUACACGGACGGAGCCUGUUCGAACAACGGGAAAGGCCAUGCCAAAGCCGGAUGGGGCAUUUAUUGGGGCGAUAACCAUGAGUGGAACGCCUUUGGAGCCGUUCAUGGCCCUGCGACGAAUAAUCGAGGGGAACUUUUGGCGGUUCAGAAGGCCCUUGAGACGGUAGGAAUUGUCCGAAAAUUCGAGAAAGAAAUUCAUGUCCUGAAAUCACAGAAAGAGAUCAUAGGAAAAGUCAGAAAGGGUGAAAGAAAAGCUCCGUAGAAAUUUUCCUUUUUUGCUGCCUCUCCCUUUUUCUAUCAUUUCUUGAGCCUCUUUGCUGCCUUUCUGCGGGCUUUUUUGAGCAUAUCUUUUUUAGCGAUGAUUUGAAAGCAGAGGAGCAUCAAUUUGUGAAUUUAGUUGGAAAUUUUGUCAAUAAAUGACCUUUUUUUUUCUCAAAUUUGAUCAGGAAAAAAUGAUUUUAUUCUCACCUUUAUUAUUAGAUUGCUGAAUUUCGACCAAAAAUUCAAUUUUUUUGUUCCUAACGAAUCAUUUUUUUCUUUGUACCUUUUUCUUUUCUUUUUGCCAAUUUUUUUGUCUUUUUCCUAAUUUUUGGUCUGAUUUAUUUUUGUUCAUAAGCAGUGUGCUCCUGAUUUAAAUUUCGGCAUUCAAGUAAUUUUUAUAAAUCAAAAAGGAAAUCACAAAAUCAUCAGAGGCACAAACGAUGCUCGAACGGUUUUUUUCGAGAUUAAAAUAUGAAAAUUUGAUUUCUUGUCCUUUAAAAUGUUUCUUAAUCACUUUUCUAUUGAUAAAUUUUUAAAUCAGGUCGAGAAGAUUCUAAAUUUCACUAUUUUGCGGAAAUAAUCUCCUGCAAAAUGAAAAAAAUUCGAUACUUUUCUUGCAGGGAUUUGUGCAAAAAACCGUCUCGAACAUAUUGAAACCUUGAAUUUUGAGGAGUAUAAGAAAAAAGGCAAAUUUUCUUCGUAAUUUUACUUGCCUUUUUUACCAACCGUAGCGUAAUAUGAAACAUAAUUCGAAUAAGAGGCAGAAUUUUUGGAAAUUUGAAAGUCAGUUGAAAGUAUCCAAAAAGAUGCUUCUAGGCGGAAAUCAACGAAAUGGACAAGUUGGUCAUUCGUACUGACUCCAAUUUGCUCAUCAAAUCAAUGGAGCAGUUCAUGAAAAAAUGGAAGAAAAACGGCUGGAAAACGACAAGCGGCGAACCGGUCAAAAAUCAGGAUCUUCUCACCUCCAUCGAUGAUUUGACGAAGAAAGUGAAGGUAAACUUCAAAAAAAAAAAAAUGGAAAAAAAUUGAAAAAAUUCAAUUUUAGGUGAAAUUUGAACACGUCCGAGGCCAUUCCGGCGUCGAGGGCAAUGAAAAAGCUGACGGGUUGGCCAGAGAAGGCGCCAAAUUGUACAGAAAAUCGGAUUAAUAAUAGUCUUUGCCUUUUUGAUUUGAAUUAUUGAAAUGCGGGAAUAAACUUAUCGUUUUUUUGUUUUUUUGAAAGUUGCUUUUUUUGUAAAAAAAGUCAACCCAUUUGAAAGGUUAUUUUUUUAAGAAAAUAAUUAUUUGGAUUUUUGCUUAAUGUAUUUCUUUGAUGUUUGUUAUGAAGUUUGUAUAUUUAUUUGUUUUUUUCUUGGAGAAGGAAAUUUUUUUCAUUGAGAAAAGGAAAUUACUCGGUGACUGGCCGAAAUUCACUUGAAAUUUAAUUUUUUUUAAGAUCAUUUUUUUGCAAGUUUUACUGAAAAAAAGUCAUCUAAAGUUAAUAAAAUUGGAAAGUAAAUUUUGAAAAAAAUUGCUUCGAAAUUCAGAUGUUUUUUUCUCAAAGAGGUUAUUAUCUUCAGUUGCUUCUGGAUCUUCCGAUGAAAGGUUACUUUUUCAAAAUAUUUGAUUCAAGAUGAAUUUUUGAAAAAGCUAAUCCUUCAAAAAUUUUUAUGUCUUUUUUUCAAAGAGGUUUAGUUUUGUAAUGCCGCUUUCAAAACGCCUCUGUGAAAUUCAAAUCAGCCGUCAGAAAGUGAAAAAAUAUAACUUAAUUUUGGAGAGUCAGAAAUAAUCUUGAAUUUCGCGAAAGUUUCUUUGAACACAGAACACAUUACAUAAAAAGAAAAAUGCUAGAAAUCAAAAAUCCAAAUUAAAAACAUACGAUAUUGAAUAUUUUAUGAAUAUUUUUUUAUACCAUGAUCAGAUUACUGUAUCAAAAGCCAGUUUUUUAUAUAUAUUUUUAGGUUUUCUGGGUGAAAAACGAGAAUUUAUUGGUUGGGAUUCACAAAAACAGUUUUCAGCGUUAAAACCGCGUUGAAAUGGCUGGUUGAAGCAGCUAAAAAUCGUCCAACUACCAGCAAAGAACUGUCGAUUUUGAGGAACCAGAGAAAGUGGGGAAGGUGAUUUCCUGGAUUUUUUUGGAGAAAAAAAUCAAUUUUUUUGAUAGCGAAAUAAGUACCGCUUUCUCCGAACCUUUAAAAAAAUUUAAAUUCUUGGUUUGGUUUUUCAAUGCAUGGUUCGUAUUUGGAGCCGUUUCGUGAUUCGAUUCAUAAAAAUAUAUUUUUUUUAUUUCGGAAAUAAAUUUUUUUCUCAGCGCUUCUACAGUCCGUGUGGCAGGCCUGGCACCGUUCAAAACUGUUUCCACAGGAAAACCAGCGAAAACGUUCACUCCAUUUGUUGUGAUUCGAUGGCCAGAACAUAGUGAUAGGUGAUUAUAGUAGAAUUGUUAUGGUCGCAUUUGGAAUGGCUUGAAAACUUGAAAAUGAGCUUCGCUUCGAUUUUACCGCGCGAAAGUUGUUUUUGGUCGGGUGCUCUUUCAAGCAACAUCCUCAAAGUUGAGCUAUUCCAAGUGCGGACAUAAGCUUUCACAAUACAGCAAAAUUCUUUCAAUUUUUUUCUUUAGAAACAUGAAUAUUAUUUUACGAAACUCACCCGAAAUGAACCCGUAUUGCGCCGAAGUCAAAGCCGUGUACUAUGGGAUGGUGCAGGUGAUUUUUUUGACCCAUUUUAUUAUUAUAAAAAAAUCGAAAGUUGAUUACAGAGCGUCUAUUAUGGAGUCGAUCAUUUGAGGAUCUUGAUGGGGAACAAAAUCGUGGUCGAUGUUGGGAAUGGAAAAUACAAGGCAAAUAAACAGAAGGAGAUUUUUGACGUGAUACAGAAGUGGACCGCGACGACGAGUACUAAGUCGAGUUUGAAGGUAUAAAAAUGAUUUAUUGGAAAAAGUGCGUGAAAAACUUACUAGGGAACUUUUUCAGUUUCUUCUUGGACUUGUUAUGGAUCUUCUCUGUGUACUUUAGGGCCUUCUGAUUUUAUAAUGAGAAAAAAAUUUCUUGAAACAAAUAUUUUUUUAUAAAGCAACAAAGUUUGUAUAUAGGUCAUUCCGCGCCAGCUUGUCACGAUUUCCAGCUUAUUUGGAGCUCCAAUAGCCUUUUUGGCGCUUCGCUUCGAUGCUCUCGGUGUGCCCCCUUGCGUGCGCCUUUAAUAAAACUCAUUAUUUCCGAACUUUGGAAUUUUCUUAUUCUACAAAAACAGUUGUAACAUCAAAUUUUAUAUCAAACUAACCCAAAAAAAAAGCUCAAACAGUCGGUUUCAUUGAUAAUAAUUAAAAAGUAGUAAUUCAAUCUUCUUGAUUUUCUUUUUUUUUUACAAAUCCAGCCCAGAAUCUGAGUAGGUAUAGUUGAAGCGAAAAAUGGAAUCAGCUUAUUGAAAACAACCUCGUAAAUUAAUAAAGAAGAUAGAGGAAAUUGAAGCAAUAUCUUAAUCAGAAAUGACGUUUUAUUAAAGGCGCAUGCAGGGGGGAACACCGAGAGCAUCGAAGCGAAGCGCCGAAAGGGGUUCUCUAGCUUCUCGCAUGCUGAGCAGGGUAACCCCGCCGUGCUAACACGGGGUCUCAGCGGGUGCCCCCGUAUUAAACCCGUAAAAGCCCAGCUGAUAGAACUUUUGGCAAUUUUUAGCCCAACUGAGACCCCGCUUUAGCACAGCUGGGUUACAUAUUCUUCUUACACCCGUUGUUCCCCCGUUUUAUCCCAACUGAGACUAAAAUAACCUCAGAAACACGGGUUUAAUACGGGUACACCCGUUGAGACACCUGAUCAGCAUGCGAGUUCGAGAAGAAUUAAAAUCGUGACAAGCUGACGCGGAAUGACCUAUAAUGACAAAAAAGCGACAUUUCAAGCUUUUCAAACUUUCAAAGCGUCUUAACUCAAGGAAAAAAAUUUUUCUUGGUUUUUUUUUUUCUCGUUUUGGAAUCAGGAAGUUGUAGAGCGAAGUUUCAUCAAAAGUUCAACCGAGCGCUGAAAAAAAUUCCCUAGUAGGAACAUUUUUAAUUUUAGCUACUGAAAAAUUAGGGAUUUAGAAAAAAAUAUCUUAGUUUUUUUCUGGCUAUUCUCAAUUUUAUCCCAGAAGCUUCUAUUUUUUUGGUUUUUUUCAAACUUUGGUCGCUAUUAUGUCGUAAAAAAAUGUCUUAAAAAAAGAAUAUCUUGAGGUCCUAAACAGAUUGAUUAGAAUAAAAAAAGAAAAUUGCAAAAAUAUUGAAUACAAAACAGAAAUUAUAGAGAGAUGAUGCAAUUUGUUCACGUUCACGGUGGAUUUUCCACAGCGUUUGGAAAUUCGCAUCAUCAAAUCUUUUUUAUAUCGUUGAAUUUUGUGAAAAUCUCACUGUUUGUAUAGCUGAUUCACGGCUGGCUUGAGCCAUCGAGAAAAGGGUCCUGCCACGAAAAGAGACGAGACACUGCCUGGUUGGUGGAGAGUGCAGACAGGCCACGCCUUUUUGCGUCCCAAGCUAGCCGUGAAUUGUCUAUAUAUGAUAAGAUAGAAUUUUACCGUUUGUAUAUGUAUAUGAUGAAAAAAUAAUAAGUUUUUUUAAACUUUUUGAAUCUCUAAAAUCAUUUUUUAAAGCUUUAAGGUUGCGUAAAACCAUAUUUUCAGGUCAAACUUCAGCACUUUACCGACGCCAAGGACAAGAUAAUAUUUUCCUGUCCGACUGUGAUGAAUGAAGAUCAGUUCAUGAAAAAAUUCCAACCUCAAGUAGAAAUUUUGGGAUCUCCGGCUUCUCAAUAA
Messenger RNA from Caenorhabditis auriculariae, 6024 nucleotides. The record is from the annotation of a GenBank genome assembly. Lineage: Eukaryota; Metazoa; Nematoda; Chromadorea; Rhabditida; Rhabditidae.